Messenger RNA from Mya arenaria, 1219 nucleotides. Its product is annotated as D-galactose-binding lectin-like. Lineage: Eukaryota; Metazoa; Mollusca; Bivalvia; Myida; Myidae. Bases 229 to 1086 code for a protein of 285 amino acids. The transcript has 4 exons. The record is from RefSeq and is a predicted model, not a curated record.
CAUUUGGGAACAAUAGAUAAGUUCAUUUUUUUCCAAAACACCGACUCACAUUCUAUUCAUUGGAGUUGCCUGGUUGCACUAUUUACAAUUAAACAAAGAUCAGUGUAAUUUCUUACUGUGAUAUCGUCAUAAGCACGACGAAAGUUGUUUGUGUCGGAUCAGGAACAAGCGGUUUGUGCAUUGAAAGAUCCUAGGGUGGGAUUCGCUGGCGAUAUAAGGUAAUAAACCAUGUCUGAGCCAUUUCUCAUCAAGCACCGGUCAUCUGGGAAGUUCUUCCAUCCCGAAAGUGGAAUGAAGAGCCCUGACAAUGGCACGGAGGUCGUUCUUCACAGCGACAUUCACAGCAACAUGCACUGGCGCUUUUGCAAAGAAAAAGAUUAUUGGGGCUACAUCGAGCACGUCGGCAGUGGCAAGUGUAUACAUCCGCAAAGCGGCAUUCUCUCACCCGAGAACGGCGAGAAGCUGGUCCUCCACGGCGACCGACACUAUGGCGCACUUUUUGCUCUCGAUGGCAAAAACAAUCACAUUAUUCACACGGGCGGCAGAUAUGCUCAUCCAGAAAGUGGAGGUCAUUCGCCAAGUAAUGGAAACAAGGUCGUCCUCCACUCUGACAAACACAACAACAUGCUUUUCCAGUUCGUUUCACCACAAGACCAAAGUAAAGAGGUUCUUGUAUACGGCAGCCCAAACGUCACCGGUAAGUGGGAGAUAAUCAACGCCGUCAUCGACCCGAAGGCCGAGCAUAAGAGUAAAAUCUCUGUCAAGAUUGGCAAGUCCAAGACGGAAAGCACGACUUCGACGUUUGAAUACAAUUGGGAGUCUUCUAUUGGCGUGGAGAUCAUGGCAAUUACAGCCUCAGUUAGCCAAUCGCAGAGGUCUAUGAUUGAGAACACUUCGUCUGCAACGUGGUCAGAGGAAACAACAAGAACAAAGGAAAUUACCGUUUCACCUGGGAAGACCGUCGUAACCUGGCAGUACAAGUUCGCCGUAGAGCAGAAUGAUUCACGUGCCCUGUUCCAGAGUAAUCUAUUGGCUGACACCGAUAGCGAGACGACCGUUCCAUUGGACUUCAAAUACAGCGUCUAAUCAGCGUAUGGCGUGAGACCACAGUUAUUUUUACUAUAUGUUUCAUAUAGACACUAACCUGGCUUUUGACUUUAUACACACCCCAAUUGAAAAACAAGGACAUGGCAUCUCUAGAACAAUUCAAGACACAAAA